GUUUUUUUUUGAGUCAAACGCUUAUGGUUGCGAUUGUUUUUUUUUUACUCACUUCACUCUGCUUUACGUAGACACCAAAACCUGUUUAUGCGCGUUAUCGAUAUACUGGCAAUUUUCUUUAGCGUCAGCACGAAUAGCGUGUUAAAUUUUCUUUCUACACAUAAGUACUGCCAUUAAUUCGUAUCCGCGCGUAUUACAGAAUGUCUAAUCCUAGCCCAGAGAAGCCCUGGAUGAAGGCGAACUCAGAGUGUGCCGUUGCCGACGCAAACUCGAACUCAACGAAAGAAGUCGCGGUGGACAAACCUCGUGGCAAACAAUGGGAAAGAGAGUCAUAUGCAGCGCCGCUAGACGGUCAUAAUCCGGGCGACGAGGAGGGAAAUAGAACCAGAAAACCGUGGGAAGGAAGGCCAUAUCAAGGCGACUAUUACAGCGGAUACAGCAACUAUUCGAGGUAUGGCGCCUAUUCAAACAGCGGUGUGCCGCCUUCUCUGGUCUAUGGAAAUUACGGAUGUAACAACUACGGAAACUAUAAUGCGUACAACGCCUAUAAUGGAUAUGGCAUAAAUAAUUACGGAGCAUAUAACGGAUAUAACAACGGUUAUACUGGACCGACCCGUACAAUUGGUUGGUAUGGUGCCGCGGAUAAAGGUUUUCAGUGGGUCAAUGGCUUUCAUUCCAUAACAGCUGGAUUCGGCCGAUUUGCGGGCUUGCUCGAUGCUAAUUCUCAAGCGAUGCACGGUACCUUGACCAGUAUCGUGCGUCUUAUAGAGAGCGCCGAUUUCUUAUACAAAGAAAUAGGUGUGCUCGUUUCGAGUAUCACCGUGUUUCGCCUCAUCGGACAGCUCUUCCGCAAAUUGCUUGGGAGGCACGCUGAAGCUGCCGGGUCCGCCAACAACGCUCUUGACCAUGUCUCCUCUGCCGCUGAUGUUCGAGAAUUUACACAAAGUGUGUCGGCCAAGAGUCGACACAAAUUCCUGUCUAUUUUAUUUUUCAUAUCUACAGCGCUCUUUUUUGGAAUGCCCUACUUGUGUUCUAUCCUGAAGCGCGUGGCCGGACUUAGCGAAGCCAAAUCAGAUUUUGAGGAACACUUUUCGAAGGCAGAAAACACCUGUCGUCAGCAGCACGAGAUUCGAGCGCUCACGCCCUCUAGAAUGCCAAUUAUGCAAGUUCGCGCCCUACAUGAUUACCAUAAGUCUUCGAAUGAAGAAAUCAGUAUGAGGCGUGGCGACACCAUCAACGUCUUCACCAAACCAUUUGACCUUUGGUGGGAAGGCGAGAUUCAGAAUCAGCCGGGGGUAAUCGGACUUUUCCCGGCCAAUCUAACACAACCACUCUGAGACGUCAGAUAGCCGAUGUUGUACAAAUGUAUAAAAACCAGAUGAGAAGGAA
This is a messenger RNA of Schistocerca gregaria, 1389 nucleotides long. Its product is annotated as probable peroxisomal membrane protein PEX13. Gene Ontology annotation, biological process: protein import into peroxisome matrix, docking. Bases 201 to 1337 code for a protein of 378 amino acids. Lineage: Eukaryota; Metazoa; Arthropoda; Insecta; Orthoptera; Acrididae. Gene Ontology annotation, cellular component: peroxisome; peroxisomal membrane; peroxisomal importomer complex. The transcript has 2 exons. The record is from RefSeq and is a predicted model, not a curated record. Gene Ontology annotation, molecular function: protein binding.